Molecule: messenger RNA, 2717 nt
Organism: Salvelinus namaycush (lake trout)
Lineage: Eukaryota; Metazoa; Chordata; Actinopteri; Salmoniformes; Salmonidae
Product: ephrin type-A receptor 3-like
Exons: 11
Coding region: 78-2717 (879 amino acids)
Biological process (GO): axon guidance; cell surface receptor protein tyrosine kinase signaling pathway; protein phosphorylation
Cellular component (GO): membrane; neuron projection
Molecular function (GO): protein binding; ATP binding; transmembrane-ephrin receptor activity
Source: RefSeq, a predicted model, not a curated record
GCUCACAUCAUUCAGUGGCGCAUGCUUUACGGAGUUAUGUACCUCGCGCUGUCUUGCCCUCUGAACUGCCUGCCGUCAUGGAUUGCAAACCGCGCGCGAAACCACUAUUACUUUGUAUUUUUCUGUUCAUCUUGUCGUUUAUUUGCCCAGCACUUUUGAUCAUCCACCCGUCCAAUGAAGUGAACCUGUUGGACUCCAAAGCCAGCCAGGGGGAGCUGGGAUGGAUCUCCUACCCAUCACACGGGUGGGAGGAGAUCAGCGGAGUAGACGAGCACUACACUCCCAUCAGGACCUUCCAGGUGUGUAACGUGAUGGAGUACAGUCAGAACAACUGGCUGAGGACCAACUGGAUCCCCCGCCAGUCGGCCAAGAAGAUCUACGUGGAGCUAAAGUUCACCCUGAGAGACUGUAACUCCAUCCCCCUGGUCCUGGGGACCUGCAAGGAGACCUUCAACCUGCUGUACCUGGAGACGGAUGAGGACCAGGGCAGCCGCUUCAGAGAACACCAGUUCUCCAAGAUCGACACCAUCGCUGCAGAUGAGAGCUUCACUCAAAUGGACCUGGGGGACCGCAUUCUGAAGCUCAACACGGAGGUCCGGGAGGUGGGGCCUCUUACCAAGAAGGGCUUCUACCUGGCGUUCCAGGACGUGGGAGCGUGUGUGGCCCUGGUGUCAGUCAGGGUGUACUUUAAGCUGUGCCCGUUCAUCGUUAGGAACCUGGCCUCAUUCCCUGACACGGUGCCCAUGGACUCUCAUUCAUUGGUGGAGGUGAAGGGCUCGUGUGUCAAUCACUCCAAGGAGCAGGAGCCACCACGUAUGUACUGUAGUACAGAGGGAGAGUGGCUAGUGCCCAUAGGGAAGUGUCUGUGUAACGUCGGCUAUGAGGAGAGAGGGAGCUCCUGCCAAGCAUGCAGAGCAGGGUUCUAUAAGUCUCUGCUGGGUAACGUCCAGUGUUCUAAGUGUCCACCUCACAGCUUCACCCAUCAUGAGGGAGCUCUACACUGUGGCUGCGAGAAAAACUACUUCCGCGCUGAUGGAGACCCGCCAUCUACGGCCUGCACACGUCCUCCCUCAGCUCCUCGUAAUGUGAUCUCAGUCAUCAACGAGACCUCAGUGAUUCUGGACUGGUCCUGGCCGGAGGACACGGGAGGUCGUAAGGACGUUACCUUCACCGUGCUGUGUAAGCGCUGCAGGCCUGGCCAGAGGGUGUGUGAGGCAUGUCGCAGCAAUGUGCGGUUCCUCCCUCGCGCUGCGGGCCUGCAGAACACUACCGUUACCGUGGGAGACCUGCUGGCUCACACCAACUACACUUUCGAGAUUGAGGCUCAGAAUGGAGUGUCCCAGUUAGCCCCAACCAUGAGGCAAUAUGCUGCUGUGACCAUCACUACCAACCAAGCAGCCCCUUCUCCAGUGACUGUGAUCAGGAAGGAUCGUACGUCUCGUAACAGCAUCUCUCUGUCCUGGCUGGAACCAGAGAGACCCAACGGCAUCAUACUGGACUACGAGGUCAAAUACUACGAGAAGCAGGAGCAGGAGACCAGCUACACCAUCCUGCGCUCUAAGGGUUGUAACGUGACGUUAAGCGGUCUGAAGGCAGACACCUCCUACCUGCUCCAGAUCAGGGCCAGGACUGCAGCAGGAUAUGGAGCCAGCAGCAGGAGCUUUGAGUUCGAGACCAGCCCUGACUCAUUCUCUAUCUCCAGUGAGAGUAGUCAGGUGGUGUUGAUAGCCAUCUCCUCUGCUGCGGCCAUCAUCCUGCUCACUGUCCUACUCUACAUUGUGAUUGGCAGGUUCUGUGGCUACAGGAGGUCUAAACAUCCUGACGAGAAGAGACUGCACUUUGGCAAUGGACACUUGCGUCUGCCAGGUAUAAGGACCUACGUAGACCCUCACACCUAUGAAGACCCCAGUCAGGCCGUCCAUGAGUUUGCCAAGGAGCUGGAUGCUUCCUGUAUCGCCAUCGACAAGGUGGUGGGAGCAGCUCAGCCUAGCUCCAACCACAGCCCAGGUCAAUCUAGCUACAACCACAGCCCAGCUCAUCCUAGCUCCAACUACAGCCCAGCUCAGCCUAGCUCCAACCACAGCCCAGCUCAUCCUAGCUCCAACUACAGCCCAGCUCAGCCUAGCUCCAACCACAGCCCAGGUCAGUCUAGCUACAACCACAGCCCAGCUCAGCCUAGCUCCAACCACAGCCCAGCUCAUCCUAGCUCCAACUACAGCCCAGCUCAGCCUAGCUCCAACCACAGCCCAGGUCAGUCUAGCUACAACUACAGCCCAGCUCAGCCUAGCUCCAACCACAGCCCAGCUCAGCCUAGCUCCAACUACAGCCCAGCUCAGCCUAGCUCCAACAACAGCCCAGCUCAGCCUAGCUCCAACAACAGCCCAGGUCAGCCAAGCUUCAACAACAGCCCAGCUCAGCCUAGCUUCAACAACAGCCCAGGUCAGCCUAGCUCCAACUACAGCCCAGCUCAGCCUAGCUUCAACAACAGCCCAGCUCAGCCUAGCUCCAACUACAGCCCAGGUCAGCCUAACUCCAACAACAGCCUAGGUCAGCCUAGCUCCAACAACAGCCCAGCUCAGCCUAGCUCCAACAACAGCCCAGGUCAGCCUAGCUCCAACAACAGCCUAGGUCAGCCUAGCUCCAACAACAGCCCAGCUCAGCCUAGCUCCAACAACAGCCCAGCAAGCAGCGUGCUGCUCUCUUUAGACAGCCUGUAA